This is a messenger RNA of Nicotiana tabacum (common tobacco), 2083 nucleotides long. RefSeq names its product serine/threonine-protein kinase BSK1. Gene Ontology annotation, molecular function: protein kinase activity; ATP binding; protein binding. Gene Ontology annotation, biological process: protein phosphorylation; brassinosteroid mediated signaling pathway. NCBI's taxonomy places the organism in Eukaryota, Viridiplantae, Streptophyta, Magnoliopsida, Solanales, Solanaceae. The record is from RefSeq and is a predicted model, not a curated record.
AUUCGAUUUCAGACAGGACAGGACAGGAACAGAACAGGAGAGGGGUCGCACGACGGAAAAGUCUGUUUGUAGUUUUAACUGUUAAACGACAGCAAUCAAACUACCAAGAAGCUUAUCACUCUCUUUCUCAUUUCUAACCAGAAGAGAAGGAGAAAGCAGAAAAAGUCCCAUUUUUUCUUUAUCCAACAUGUUUCUCUCUGUUAUCUGAACAUUUGUGUGAGAGUGGAUAGAGUCAUGGGCUGUUGUGAAUCCAAGUUUUUUCCCAGUAAUGAAACACACCCAGAAAACGACAAGCCUCAAUAUCACGGCCCUAUCCAAUUCCAAACCGAGCCAUUCAUUAAUCGCCCACCCACCGUCGCUGCUGCCGCGCCUGACUCCACAACCAUCCCCUCCUUUUCCGAGUUCUCAUUAACUGACCUCAAAACCGCCACCAAUAAUUUCAGCUCUGAAUUAAUUGUGUCCGAAAGUGGGGAGAAGGCCCCCAAUGUAGUGUACAAAGGCCGACUCCAGAACUGCCACUGCAUCGCUGUCAAGAAGUUCUCUAGACUCGCCUGGCCUGACCCUAAGCUGUUUGCCGAGGAAGCAUGGGGAGUUGGGAGGUUGAGGCAUAAAAGGCUGGCUAAUUUAAUUGGGUAUUGCUGCGAUGGUGAUGAGAGGUUGCUUGUGGCUGAAUACAUGCCUAAUGAUACUCUUGCUAAGCAUUUAUUUCAUUGGGAAAGUCAGAUGAUCGAGUGGGCUAUGCGCCUUCGGGUGGCACUUUCCAUAGCUGAAGCCUUGGACUAUUGUACAAAUGAAGGCCGUCCAUUAUACCAUGACCUAAAUGCUUAUAGAGUUCUCUUUGAAGAGGGUGGUGAUCCACGACUUUCAUGUUUUGGCCUGAUGAAAAAUAGUUGCGAUGGGAAAAGUUAUAGCACAAAUCUUGCCUAUACUCCUCCCGAAUAUUUAAGAAAUGGAAGGGUCACCCCUGAAAGUGUCAUGUAUAGUUUUGGCACGGUCCUUUUGGACCUUCUAAGUGGAAAGCAUAUUCCUCCAAGUCAUGCACUUGACAUGAUACGGGGGAACAACAUCAUCCUUUUAAUGGAUUCACAUCUGGAGGGUAAGUUCUCCACAGAAGAAGCAACAGUUGUUGUUGGUCUUGCCUCACAAUGUUUGCAAUAUGAACCUCGGGAGAGGCCGAGUACAAAGGAUCUUGUUGCUACACUUGCUCCAUUACAAACCAAAACUGAGAUUCCAUCUUAUGUCAUGCUUGGAAUUUCUAAACAAGAGGAAGCCCCACCAGCCCCCCUGCGCCCUCUUUCACCAAUGGGGGAAGCAUGUUCUCGAAUGGAUCUCACAGCAAUCCAUCAGAUAUUGGUUAUGACACACUACCGAGAUGACGAAGGAACCAAUGAGUUAUCUUUCCAAGAGUGGACUCAACAAAUGAGAGAUAUGCUAGAUGCAAGGAAGCGCGGGGACUAUGCUUUUCGUGAUAAAGAGUUCAAGACGGCAAUAGAUUGUUAUUCUCAGUUUGUAGAUGUAGGGACCAUGGUCUCCCCAACUGUCUAUGCACGACGCAGUAUCUGUUAUCUCAUGUGUGAUCAACCUGAUGCGGCCCUUCGUGAUGCUAUGCAAGCACAAUGCGUUUAUCCAGAUUGGCCAAUGGCUUUCUACAUGCAGUCAGUUGCGCUUGCCAAACUGGACAUGCACCAAGAUGCUGCAGACAUGUUAAAUGAGGCUGCUGGACUUGAAGAGAAGAAGCAGAAAAGUUGGAAAGGAUCGUAAAGGUAUCCUGUUUCAGAUAAUAAAGUGAUUGUCCAGAAUUCAUCUCCCCUGAUUUGUAAAAAUGUUGAUAGAGAUAUAGCCAUCUUCUUGUUUGCAAAUGUAUCCAGUUAUUGGUAAGUUAAUGAUAGGUUCUUCUCCUUUUGGUCAAAUAUGAUCAGCUUUAACCCGUAGAUGAUGUAAGAGAGGAAAAGUGCUCAUUAGGCUGCACAGGUUUAGCUCUCCACCCCCCACAUCUCCACUCUAAGAUAAAUAGAUUUUGCCAUACAUAUGUAAUGUUGAAAACGUUUAAUGGCUAAUUGUUGCUUACUAACAUUCAGAAUAA